UGACAGGGGGUUAAGGAGAAAAGGAGGCGGCGACGGCCGAGCUAGACGCGCAUCCUUCGCCACACAACUCCGGUCACUUUCUCUCCGUCGCGCCGUGAUCCUGUGCAGUCUAUUCAACCGGAAUUCUCGCCACAAGCGUCCCCCCCUUUUCCUGAGGCUCAGCAACAGGGCAUACAUAGUACGGGAUGCCGCUGACCGGGAGCUCUCGCGAAUAGCACAGACGCUCGCACGCGACUGCGGAAUACCUCGUGAGAGAAAUGCGAAUGGUUCGAGAACGGAGAACCGAAGCGAAACGGAAAGAAUGUACCUUCACUGCCGCGUUCCAUAUAGACUGGGAGCGCAGAAUAGGAAAUAGAUAGCUAGCUAAGACGCGUAAUUACCGCCGUACAUGCGAAGUUCCUCGCCUUAUAGUUACUGGCUUGUAGUCGGCAGAGACGAAGGUAACUGCGGUUUCGCGGCGUCUUCGGACGGUGAAGAAGACACAAGAGAAAUAUGCUGCGGAGGAGGCUGAACCGCCUGUUUGGCGGCGAUGAGAAGAGAGUGGACAGCAGGACCAUCUACGUAGGGAACCGGCCUUGUCCUGCCACCGAGACAUUCAUCCCUCCCAAGUUCUGUGACAACAGGAUAGUGUCUUCCAAGUACACGAUAUGGAACUUUCUGCCAAAGAACCUGUUCGAACAGUUCCGAAGAAUCGCCAAUUUCUACUUCCUCAUUAUAUUCCUGGUGCAGGUCAUCGUGGACACUCCGACCAGCCCUGUGACCAGUGGCUUGCCCUUGUUUUUUGUGAUCACAGUGACUGCCAUCAAACAGGGUUACGAGGACUGGUUGCGGCACAAGGCCGACAGCGAGGUGAACAAGUACCCAGUGAGGGUGCUCGAGGACGGCCAGCCUGCGCGUAAAGACAGCGAGAAGAUCAAGGUGGGCGACAUCGUGGAGGUAGUGGAGGACGAGACCUUUCCCUGUGACCUCAUCCUGCUCCAGUCCAGCCGGGACGAUGACACCUGCUUCGUCACCACGGCCAGCCUGGAUGGCGAAUCCAACCACAAAACACACUACACAGUACCAGACAUGGAGAAGGACCUACAGUCUCUCAGCGCCACCAUUGAGUGUGAGCAGCCUCAGCCUGACCUCUACAAGUUCGUGGGCCGAAUGCACAUUUACAAGCCUGAGCAUGAUCCAGCAGUGAGAUCUUUGGGCCCAGAGAACCUGCUCCUGAAAGGUGCAACCCUGAAAAACACCAAGAAGAUUUAUGGCGUGGCUGUGUACACGGGCAUGGAGACCAAGAUGGCCCUCAACUACCAGGGCAAGUCUCAGAAGCGCUCCGCCGUGGAGAAGUCCAUCAAUGCCUUCCUGCUGGUGUACCUGUGCAUCCUGAUCAGCAAAGCAGUGGUGUGCACGACCCUGAAGUACGUCUGGCAGAGUCAAGAUGGCCAGGACGAGCCCUGGUACAACCAGAAAACCGAGAAAGAGAAGGGCACCAUCUUGUAUGUGAAGAUGUUCACAGACUUCCUCUCCUUCAUGGUCCUCUUCAACUUCAUCAUCCCCGUGUCCAUGUACGUCACUGUGGAGAUGCAGAAGUUCCUUGGCUCCUUCUUCAUCACCUGGGACCGGGACUUCUUUGACCCCGAGAUCGAGGAGGGGGCGCUGGUCAACACCUCGGACCUGAACGAGGAGCUGGGUCAGGUAGAGUAUGUCUUUACAGACAAGACGGGUACGCUGACCCAGAACAACAUGGAGUUCAUCGAGUGCUGCAUCGAUGGCUUCCAGUACACGGCCUUCAGCAGUGAGCUGGACAGCUUCUGCGUCACGGACGGCCCAGUGAGCACGUUCCAGGAGAAGGCCGGUCGGGAGAAGGAGGAACUCUUCCUGCGGGCCCUGUGCCUGUGUCACACGGUGCAGGUGAAGGAGGCGGGGCCAGACGAGCUGGGUGGGGACCAGGUGGACGGGCCGGCCAGCGAGCCGCUGCGGCCGGCCGAGCAGAGGGGCUUCAUCGCUUCCUCGCCGGACGAGGUCGCGCUCGUCAAAGGCGCCAUGAGAUACGGCUUCACCUUCCUAGGAUUGGAGAGUAAAACUAUGAAGAUCAAGAACUGGCAGAACGAUGUUGAAGAGUACGAGUUGCUUCAUGUGCUGAACUUUGACCCUGUGCGGCGGAGAAUGAGCGUCAUAGUCAGGAGCAAGUCGGGGGACACGCUGCUGUUCUGCAAAGGUGCAGAUUCCUCAAUAUUCCCCCGCGUCAGGCCAGAAGAGGUGGAGCGAAUUCGCAUGCAUGUGCAGCGCAGCGCCACGGAGGGCUACCGGACGCUGUGUGUGGCCUACAAGCGGCUGAGCGUGGACGAGUACGCAGCAGCGGAUGCCGGUCUGCGGGAGGCCCGUCUGGCCCUGCAGGAUCGGGAGGAGAAGCUGAUGGCCGUCUACAACCAGGUGGAGACGGCCAUGAGUCUGAUUGGUGCCACUGCGGUGGAGGACAGGCUACAGGAGGAAGCGGCGCAGACCAUGGAGGCCCUGCAGGGUGCCGGCAUGAAGGUGUGGGUGCUCACCGGCGACAAGAUGGAGACGGCCAAGUCCACCUGCUACGCCUGCCGCCUGUUCCGGCGCAGCACGGAGCUGCUGGAGCUGACGGUGCGCACCCUGGAGAGCGGCGGCCGCCGGCGCGAGGAGAUGCUCCACGACCUCCUCUUCGACUUCCACAGGAAGGCGGUGCAAGACGCGCCACCGGCCAGAGCAGGAGUCAACAGGAGCUGGUCCUCGGCGAACCCGGAGUAUGGCUUUAUCGUGGACGGGGCGGCACUUGCCCUGGUGAUGAACCCCUCCCCCGACACCAACUGCAGCCGCUACAGGAGCCUCUUCCUGCAGAUCUGCCAGAAUUGCACGGCCGUGCUCUGCUGCCGCAUGGCGCCGCUUCAGAAGGCUCAGAUAGUGAAAAUGGUGAAGAACUCUAAAGGCUCUCCCAUCACGCUGUCCAUCGGCGACGGGGCCAACGAUGUCAGCAUGAUCCUGGAGGCACACGUAGGCAUCGGUGUGAAGGGCAAGGAGGGACGACAGGCGGUGCGAAACAGUGACUACGCCAUCCCCAAGCUCAAGCACCUGAGGAAGCUGCUGCUCGCCCACGGACACCUCUACUACAUCCGCAUCGCCCACCUCGUGCAGUACUUCUUCUACAAGAACCUCUGCUUCAUCUUACCUCAGUUCCUGUACCAGUUCUUCUGCGGCUGCUCCCAGCAGCCCCUGUACGAUGCAGCCUAUCUGACGAUGUACAACAUCUGCUUCACCUCCAUGCCCAUCCUGGCCUACAGCCUGCUGGAGCAGCAAAUAGCCAUCGAGGUCCUGCUGGAUAAUGCCACCCUCUACAGGGACAUAGCGAAAAACGCCAUGCUGAGGUGGGGUCCGUUCCUGUACUGGACUGUCCUAGCGGUCUUCCAGGGGCUCAUCUUCUUCUUCGGGGUCAAAUAUCUGUUCAGCAACCCAGCGCUGCAGGACAACGGCCAGGUCUUUGGGAAUUGGUCGUACGGGACAAUCGUCUUCACGGUGCUCGUCUUCACGGUGACACUAAAGCUGGCCUUGGAUACGCGGCACUGGACCUGGAUCAACCACUUUGUCAUCUGGGGCUCGCUGGCCUUCUAUGUUGUCUUCAGUUUCUUCUGGGGCGGCAUCAUAUGGCCGUUCCUGAAACAGCAGCGGCUGUACUUUGUCUUUUUCAACAUGCUGAGCUCAGUGUCUGCCUGGCUGGUCAUCAUCCUCCUCAUCGUCCUCAGUCUUCUGCCAGACAUCCUCCUGGGAGUCCUCCGCAAGCCCCGAGGCCCCCACACCCAACAGCUGUCCAAGGAAUCCCUCCUGUACGUGGACAGGUACGGUAAUGGAGCUCGUCGCUUCCCCCUCGCAGUAACCUGCUCCUGGCGCCACUCGGGCUAGCAAAAUCACAGCAAUGCUCUGCUCUCUUCCAUCCUAACCCAAUCGAAACCCCCUAAAAAGUGAUCAGUUUCAGAUGGCAUUAUUUUUGAUUUGUGGUGUUGGUGUCUUACAUUAAAUUGGACCAUUUGGAAAGGGGUGUGUUGGUGGGGAUUGUUGUUUUGGUUUGGUUGUGGAGGGGUAAAAGUUACCUUCUGGUAAAAUUCAGGUGUAAUGUACAGAACAUUAGAUUGGGGCUUUGUUUAGUACCUGACAUCUGAUCAGUUAUUAAAUAACGCAGUUAUCACACAUUGUAAUGUAGCUGACAUCUGAUCAGCUAAUAAGCCCAGCAGUUACACUCACUGUUGGAUCCAGGGUCAGUGUGUGGGUUUACAUGAACUCUGCUGGUGUUUACUCACAGCUGGGAGAGUCGUGCCCACUGUGGCGGGAAUGUAACUGUCCUCCUGUGUUUGGUCUCUGCUACAGAUCGCCGUGGUAACCCCACUGUCCUACAAGCACCUGAGAGAGCACUACUGAAGGACGCCUCCAGAGCCUGGGGGAGACUCCCGGAUGGACCCAUAACUGGCAGCAAGUCUGCCGGUGCCCCUGCCUGCUCAAAAACCGACAAGAAAAUGGGAUCAACCAAAUGAGGACACACACAAAAAAAUACCCAGCUCAGACCAGGCGUAGACGCAGUAGUCUGCCAACCCUGUGUUCUCUCUCUCUCUUUCUCUCUCACGCGCUCUCUCGUGCUCUCUCUAUCUCUUGCUGCCUCAUCCUUCUCGCUUGUCUAACAUGAUUUCAUGCAAGUGUACUUCAUCAAAGCACGUGACCUUUUUAAUGCAUUUAUUUUUUGCCACCGUGUCCCGCCACGACCCUGUGCAUUGCUGAGGCAUGGGGUGCUCCUCCGCCCCCCCCUCUCCACCUGCACGCGCACACCGGCACCACGUUGCUCUGCUGACCUGAACUGCCCGGCCCACCACCGUCGUAGUGUCGUCUUUUGUGCCCUCGCACUGACUGCAUUUGUCUGCGAGGUGCCACUCCGACAGCCCUGACCCUGUGGGUGAAAAGCUGCAUUCCAGCUACGUGCUGAGCACUGAGCCAGGCGGUGUUCACCACUGGUGCACGCGAGAUUGGGUGGGUGCUUGUUUGUAUGGGUGGGGGUGGUGUGUGUAUGGGUGAGAGAGUGGUAAAGAAACAUCUUAGUGUUGUAACUUUUUUCUUACAAUGAUGCAGGGAUUCAGACAUUAGAUUAUUGAUUUUUUAACUACAUGUGUGUGAUCUGAGCUUGAUAGAACCAAACGAUGAUAGAAACAUUGUCUGCUUUCCGGAUUCUGUCCUGCUAUGGGCAUCCGGGUUUUGUUUGUUUGUUUGUUUUUUGUUUUUGUUUUUUGUUUGUGUCUGUUUGGGGGCACUCCCUUAUGUGGACCAAUAGUGAGGACGAUCCCUUGUGCUGCCAGAUGGCUGACUGCUGAACCUGCGCUGACCUUGUCUGCCAGUACAUGG
This is a messenger RNA of Electrophorus electricus (electric eel), 5391 nucleotides long. RefSeq names its product ATPase phospholipid transporting 11C (ATP11C blood group) (gene atp11c). Gene Ontology annotation, cellular component: endoplasmic reticulum; plasma membrane; recycling endosome. Gene Ontology annotation, biological process: phospholipid translocation. Gene Ontology annotation, molecular function: ATP hydrolysis activity; magnesium ion binding; ATPase-coupled intramembrane lipid carrier activity. The record is from RefSeq and is a predicted model, not a curated record. Lineage: Eukaryota; Metazoa; Chordata; Actinopteri; Gymnotiformes; Gymnotidae.